Molecule: messenger RNA, 2217 nt
Organism: Symbiodinium sp. CCMP2456
Lineage: Eukaryota; Dinophyceae; Suessiales; Symbiodiniaceae
Source: the annotation of a GenBank genome assembly
AUGGCUCAAGGCUUCGACUUCUGGCGCCCGCCCAUUGCUGACGUCCCCGAUAGCGAUGAAGAAGCGGCACCAGGACCAGGUCGUGAGGAGGCUCGAAGUGGCAGCCUCGCAUCAACCGCUGAGGCGGCUUUCCAGCCUCCCCCGCGCAGCGGUCUUAGCCAGGUCUCCGCCGACUUGAAGCUCGCCCAGAACUGGGAAGACACGGCGAAUGGCAAGAUUCUGCAAAGGAGCUCGCUCGACUUGGACCAGGCUCACGUGAAGACGGCGGGCUAUCCUGUGCAGCUUGCAUCUCUCACUUCGUAUCUUGAUGCCUUGUCUCUGGCCGGGCAGGGUGUGCAGGGUGCGGCCCGGGUGGAGACGGCACCUCUGUCUCCGUCCGAGUUGCCGCGGACUCUCGCCCAAGAGCGCCUAGAGGAGGCUUUUGGUGAGGUGGCCUUGCCGGAGCACCUCCCGAGCUCGCCAGGAAAGUGUGGGGCGGCGAGCCUCACGUCCCGAGCUUUGCAGAUCAACGGCUCCGAGGUAUGGCAACAGCGCCGAUCGCCUGCCGAGACGCAGAUUGGACGGGCAGUGCCGGAUCCGAGCAUUUGUGGGAAGCUCGGCGCAGUACCGGACCUGCCCAACCCCUUCACGGUGACCACCGACUGCCCGGUGUUGGUUGCGGAGAUGUUGAAGAACAUCCCGUCAGAGGACUGGGACGCCAAGCGCUUCGUAGAGCCUGUGCCUAUUACAGGGCUUCCAAACCUCUACCAUGGGCCUGGUGGCUUGCUUUCGCCCCACACACCCAGGCAGCUGGCCAACAAUCAGCUAGCGGCCGCGAUUGCAAAUCGCCUCUGCGAGAAUCUUCGAAUCUCCCUAGCCCGGGCCUGUCAAGACUAUGCGCUCAAGAAGCGCAUUCCUCCGGAGGAGCAAGCGGUCGACGCAGCCCGGCUGCAAGUCAAGCAGGCCGAGCAGGCCGCGGAGUCGGCGCGAGGGGAAGCUCGUGUUGCAGAAGGUGACCUGAAAGCCUUCUUGGCGAGCUAUGAGGCUGAUCCCGACAGGCAUCGGCAUUUGCAGGCGGUUGCCGGAUGGAAGACAUCUGCUUCAGAACAGUCGGAGACGGAACUGCAAGAGGCACGAAAGCUUUUGCGAGCCGCUGAAGCUGCCCGUGCGCAAGCGGCCGCUGCCGGCAUCAAACACAUUCCUUGGAGCCAAAAGUGGUCGACCCUGGUGCCAGUGGAGGCCAGCAGAAGGGAGGUCUUCGCCGUCAGAUUGGCUGAGAAUGGCCAGCUGUUGUACACUCUUUGGGAGUUUGUGGACGCCAUGCAGCACGGCCUUGUCGAUCGUACCCGUGGCAGCUACGUCCCAAAGCACGUCUUGGAGAUGGCUUUCGUUCGCUGUGCAGCAGACAACCUGCUGCUUUGCAGCGCUGGCAAGGGGAGUUACAUCCAUUUGCCAGCUCCGGCCACGGUGAGCACGGGGCUUACCGGCCGAUCGGGCCGAGUUCCGUUGCCGCUGCACGGUCUGGCGCUGCGUCUCGAAGGCCAGAGUUUUCCGUUUUCCUUGAGUUUGGCCUCAACCGGAUCGAGGUUGGCAUUCUCCGGAUUGGGCCUUUGCGCUCUGAUGUACCAGACUCCAUGGAAUCCGCUUGAGUACAGCGACGUCCUCUGGGCCAGUGAGGCCCAGGACAGUUUGAUGCUGGCCCCUUUGAUCAUGGCCGUGUCGGAGCUGGUGAUGGAUCCGCAGCUUCCCAUCGGACCGUUUGCUCCGGUGGCCGGUCAUGGCGAUGCCAUGCAUUCCAUGGGGCUUGCCCUGCUGCAGGCUCUCCUUUUCCACGAUGUGAAGAUGUGGCCGGUAUCUCUUGCCCCGCAGCUUCGCUCGCGCCUUGAGUUCGCGCUGCGGGCCUUGAAGGUGGUCCUCGGCCAGAAAGAGGAGGAGAAUUACAGCCACUCUCCCAGGCUACCGGGUGUCGACGAAAUCCGAGACGAAGCGCUCGCACGGUGCCUGGAGGCGCUGCAGAAGGUGCCAGACGAUGGUGAUGGAGGUGGAGGGACGCCAGUUCAGCGGAGUGUGCUCAGCGAAGCCUGUGGCGGCUUCGCAGAUCGCAUCAAGCGCAUGGAGCUGUCGAUGCUCACUUGCCUCCCUCUGCAGUCGUCCCAGGUUUUUCGGCAGACGUUGGAGGAGCUGCUGCAGCUGUGGCCCCAAUUCGUGGAGGACACUGCGCCUGUGGGAACGCGAUGA